This is a messenger RNA of Varroa destructor (honeybee mite), 6400 nucleotides long. RefSeq lists its product as uncharacterized. Gene Ontology annotation, cellular component: cytoskeleton. Gene Ontology annotation, biological process: actomyosin structure organization. NCBI's taxonomy places the organism in Eukaryota, Metazoa, Arthropoda, Arachnida, Mesostigmata, Varroidae. The record is from RefSeq and is a predicted model, not a curated record.
CUUACGCCGUUAUACGGCCCUUUCUGGUUAUAAGUUGCUGCUCUUGUCCACACCGAUCGACGAAAUGUCGUCGCCCUUCGACAGCCGGCGGCGGAUCACUGGCGUUCGGUAGUUGGUGAGUGCUACAUUAGUGCGUUUGGGUGAUGGAGGGCAAUCAUUUUCGUAGCCUGUCGCUAGUAACUUAGUUAUUCAGCCCUCCCUACAAAGUUCUGUUCAUUCCUGCACUGAACCAAUCACAUGGACGGCGAGCCAGACAAACAGUCAGUUUGACACUAUUUUAUUUACCUCGCCAUCCCAGCUACAAGCUUGCUAUACCAGCAGCAGCGUUUGGAGCCCCAUCCAGUCGCGUAUUAUAUGUACACGACUGACAAUAAUAGCACUGGAUUAGUUAUCGAUAAGCAGCCAGACAAAAGUGGUAUCGUCAGUAACAGCACCAUACUCAAAGCUGCCGAAGAUUACCGGUAGUUACAGUCUUCGUAAUAGCGUCAAAGCGAGCCCCGGCCGCAGCGUCAGCAAUAGGCCAACACAAAGCUGACGUUAUACAACGGAAGAUUUGGCUGUCUAAUACGCGCACAAUAUCUACAGCGCUCAUUUACUCAGUUGCGUUCCUGUUUGUCUGUCGAUCGGUCGGCCGGCCGUUCGAUCAAUCGCGUGUACUAACCGCAAUUCGACGUAAGAGUAGUAAGUGAGUCUCCGUCGCUCUCUGCUUCUGUCUGUUUGAGAGACAGAGAUUUCUUGCAGAGGAGAACGUUGCGCUGUUUGGAUUUUUUGCCCACUACAACCACCGUCUACGACACGAUUUCCGCGGUGAAGGAUAGCGCCUUGGAUACCGUAAACGGAAUCAUCGUUCGACCUCUUACCAUCAGAAGUAGAGCUGAACGCAUAGGGGACGCUUCAAGCGCCAAAUGAGCCUCUGAGGAAAAGAGACCGGCCUGAGGCAGGAUACGGCAAAAAGGUAGAUCCACAACAACCACUGCUACGACAGCGGGACCUGUGCGACACAGCGCAAAGAGCAUUAGCCUUAAAAAGACAGCGGCAGAAAAGGCAAUAAUAGGCUCAUCUGGACACCAUUUCCAUAGCCGGCCUGUCAUCGUUUGGUCCCUGAACGUGCAUGUGUGGUUUUGCUGUACGAAACGAGCAGCCAGAAUAGGUCACAAGCUAGGUUUAACAGAAGGAUCCGUUAGGGACUCUGCUCGAAUCCUACUGGAGAGAAAGGGAAGCAACAGGACCAGUGACAUAUAGAUGUCAGUUCAGAGACGGAUCUCUGUGUUGUCUCUGUCAUACAAUUGCUCCGCAAAAGUGUGGAUGAAAAAAAUAAAUAACUGAGAAGUCUGAUAUAGAGGCCGCGAAAGGAUAAGUGGUUACGCUAGGUGAAGCAGUGACAAAAACUUGGAAUGAGAGGAUGGCGGCGACAUUGGCAAGUUACAGACGUCUAACUGCUACUGAAGAUGUUGUAUUAAUAUUUCCGUUGUUGACGGCAAUCUACCAGCAGCAGCAGCGGCAGUGCAGAAUUACCACGAGGAAAACUCCUAGUAAUAACCUCUAGCAAGUAAUUACCGUUAUUGUUAUUACUAUUACUAUUAUUAUCUUUAUUCUUGUUCGCGCACUGACGGUAUUCUUAUAUUAAGAAACAGUAGCGGCGGUCUCUUUUUCAGUGUAGAUCGGAUUGAAGGGACAUGUGUGUCCUCACUGGGUGCCGCAUUGACCAAUAACAGACAACGAGACGUGAUAUUCUGGCUCCAUUGUGGAGUGUAGCAUUGACUAGCGCCUCCGUGCUACAUAUCGUGGAUAUAAACCGUGUGGAUAUAUAUAUAUAUAUAGUAGGAUUAAAUGUGAGUAUGCUGUAAAAAGCUAAAUAAUAAGCGGAUAAAUUGGCUUAUUUUUAAAAGUGUGUGACAAGGAUAGCAAUGCGAAUAAUUACGACCUUAAAGUGUCGGCCAUAUACUCUUCAGUACAACCAGAUGGUGUUAAUUUACAAAUGACUGGGUAGAAACAAUAGAAUGAGCAGAAAUAUGCUACGAUACAUUAGUAAACGUUGGUCGAAGGCAGCUGACACGCAGAGCACAACGCCACAAAUGGACACUGGCCAUUACCUGCUGUGCAAAAUCAUCCUACUCGAUGGAACUGAUCUUGCCAUCGAGAUACCGAAGAAGGCGCUUGGGGAAACUUUGCUUGAACAAACAUUCUACAAUAUUGACCUGGUCGAAAAGGACUAUUUCGGCUUACAGUUCAUCGAUGCGUUCAGCAUCCAACAUUGGCUCGAUCCAACGAAAGGGGUGCGAAAGCAGCACACAGUUGGUCCACCAUACACGUUCCAUAUGCGCGUGAAGUUCUAUUCACCAGAACCGACGUUGCUCCGUGAAGAGCUUACGAGGUAUUUGUUCUUCCUUCAGCUCAAACAGGAUGUCCUGCACGGUAGACUGCCCUGUCCAUACGACGUGAUGGUAGAGCUGGCAGGCUUUGCCUUGCAAUCAGAGCUGGGUGACUACGAGGUUAAAACGCACACGGCUGAAUUUAUUUCAGAGUUUCGUUUCUGUCCUGAGCAGAGCGAGCAGAUGGAACUCGACAUACUUGCAGCCUUUGGCCGGCUUCGUGGUCAAACACCUGCUCAAGCUGAGCUUAGCUAUUUGAGUAAGGCGAAGUGGCUCGAGCUAUACGGGGUGGACAUGCACACUGUGCUCGGCAAGGAUGGCUAUAGCUACUCGCUGGGCCUGACGCCUACAGGCAUACUUGUGUUCGAAGGUAAGACCAAGAUUGGUCUGUUUUUCUGGCCAAAGAUCACUCGGCUUGAGUUCAAAAGUAAAAAGCUCACUCUAGUCGUUGUCGAAGAUGAUGAUGACGGACACGAACAAGAGCAUACUUUUGUAUUUCGCCUGUUCAACCCGAAAGCUGCUAAGCAUUUGUGGAAAUGCGCCAUCGAACAUCACACCUUCUUCCGCCUAAAAGCGCCUCCACAGCAAUCGGCACUGAAGCAGAAUUUAUUUCGAAUGGGUUCGCGGUUCCGUUACUCCGGCAAAACGGAAUUCCAGGCAACUGCUCGGGCCCGACCUCGUCGCGCGGUUCAAUUCGAGAGGCGACCCUCACAACGCUUCUCGAGACGACAAUCACAGCGAGCAGCAAAGGAUGCAAGCACAGCGAAUACUAACGAUAUCAGCAAAGACAGUGCACAAAGCUGCAAAAAGGCUGAUAUAGUAAACAAGAGUAUCUGUGGAGGGAGCGACGAUUCUCUUGACAUGAACCACACCGUAGCAGAACUUGCCGAUCCUGAGGACAUGGAUCUGGCCUCCAGCGACUCCUCGACAUACAGCGAGGACGACAUCGCUGACAGUUCCUCACUGCUUAUCUCACCUACAGCCGCUGUCGACAACAACACCCCCAACACCAACAGCAACACCAGUCAACCCGAUCACAAAGGGAUGGGCAACAAUGGCUAUAUUUCGACCCCAGCAACACCAACGCCGGUGCCAACAGCCAUAAGGCUACAGGCGCCCACAAUACAACAUCAGAAGAACAAGCAAGGCGGCCGUAGCAGUAUCAUCAACAGGAACGCCAUUAUCUCACCUACUGCUGUGGCAAAUCGGGAGGUCAGUGGUCUACAGGCUCCCAGACUUACUCCAGCAAACAACAGCCGCGCUCCAGAGUCGCGAAACAACAUGCAAGAUGCGGACAGUCAACGGCCGCCCCUUGUCAAGCAGAUCAAGAAUAUGAUACAAGUCAGCAGCAAUGAACGGCCUACAGCGUCGUUGAUUCCACAGACAAUGCAGGCAUCUCUGCAUCAGACAACGGUGACAGGGGAUACCAAGUCUGACUCUAGAAUAGACAAUACGGCAAGCAGCACGUGUCUGAGUAACAUUGCCGGAACAACCUUGCCCCAGUUUGCUCCAGCGUCAACCAUGCCCAUUCUCGUUACACCAAACACAACGGGGCAGAAUAAUGCUACGGCCGCUGAAGCUUUACGGCAGGCGGCUCAACUCCACAAAUUCGAUGAAGUACGCACCGACAUCCGUGUAUUCUGUCGAACGAAAGAACUGCCAUCGGUUACAUCGGAGAUUCAGCACCGCCUAGUUGAUGCUACUGGAAGGCCUCGCUAUGAGCUGCGCUCCGUUAGCAGGACAGGAUCGCUUGGGAGUGAUUCUUCAUCAGGAGCGCAGGAAACUUCGACAUGUUCGUCGCUUGACCGAAUCUCUCCUUACUCACCGACUACGCCGUUGACGCCUUCGCCACAUUCAGGUCAUUCGGCCUUGUCCAGGACCGCGAGCCCGCUUCGGCAUAUGAUCAGUACAGAACUUUAGGGCAAUCUUUACCUAUUUUCAUUAUCGUAGCAGUGGCGAGCUGUCUCAGUAAUGAUGAUCACAAUCAUAAAAGCCAAAAGUAUUUCGUCUGUGUCACUGUGCACGCCUUGCCGAAAUUUGCUGAAAAAAAGAAACGCUCCAAAAUGCUUUCUCCCAAAUCAAUGUAGCCAUUACUUCGGACAGAUGCAAUAGGGAGACCAACAAAAAAAUGCAGUACCGAAUCGGAUACAAAUCCAUGCUGAUAUUGCCAAUGUGAUACUUGAGCACAUUUAUUAUUAUUAUUAUUAUAUAUUAUACGUAAUAGGUAUUCAUCUUUACGCAGAAAAUACGAGAUAGCAAAGAAAGCUAUAAGAAAAGCACAACUGCAGAUGGUGUUGUACAAGAUGCAACUAUAACGGCACAGUAGAUUAUGGUAAAUAGAGGAAAGGAAUGAAAAGCCGUAGCUUUCAAAAGAAAAAAAAGUAGGAGACAGAUAGAAUCGGCAAUAUUAAUCAUUCGGGCUUCAGACACUCGUCCACAGUAGCUACAAACAAAAACCUGUUUAUAUAAAAUAUAGUACUGCGACUAUCGGGACCAUGUUUUGCUAUGAGGUGGUUGUAGCUCGUCCAGAAGAAUAGGCCCAUAGAUGACUGCGCUGCUGGUUGCUUUUAGAAGUAAUAAAGAAAACUGUUUAUUCAACAACGGAUACUCAUAAUAGAUUUAUAAUGGCAUUGAAAUUCACUCAAAACUAACAAUAGUCACCCUAGGACAACAAUUUCAUUUUAGUUUAAUUUUCAAGCUAUGAGCUUUGUCGAAAAUCGUACGGUUGAUCGAGUGUUAAAUACGGACCUAAUUUGUUUUUCGGACAAUAGCACGCUCUGGGCUGCACAAGAACAGGGUCAAAUCAUUGAAUAUUGUAGCUCUUUUUUUUUCAGAUACCAAGAAAUACACAGUAGUUUAAUAAGGCUGCAAUAUUUCAGUUGUAUUGAGCGGGCAAACCCACAUAUUAGAGCCUAAUAUUAAAUGAAGUACACUUCGACAUCGAACUUUGCUCAAUUUCUAAUUUAGCCUUAUUUUGUAGAAAAUCCCUGCGUCGAGAUUCGUUCAAACCUAUAAGUCACAAACGAAUCAUAGAAUAAGAAGAUCUGAUUUGUUUUUUUAUCUGUUGUUCCUCUCCUUGUGGGCAGAGUGACUGUGACAUCGAACGAUUUUUACUACCGAAAUUCCUUACUGUCCAGUUGUAGAACACUCGGUGGCGUAUUUUCUUCUGAAAUUUCCAUAUUUUAAUAACAUCGCCGAGGUUAGGUGUAGGCCGAUGCAAACUUUAGCAUUUUACUCUGGUGUAAUUUUUCGAAAACCUAGUGACGCGAUGAAAAGAAAAGGAAACGUUCCACAACUCUGUGUUAGCUAAGUUGUUUGUAAUUGUAAGGAUAUUUUGUAAACUCUUUUGAUAAUGUUAUCAUUAUCUGAUAGAAUAUAUUUCUAGAAUGUUUCCCUGUUUUGUCGGUCUAAAGUAGCUUAUUUGACUACUUAGGUUCAGUCGUAGGUUACAAAUCCGGCGAUUGAGCAGCAGCUAAAUGAAACAGAAUUAGAUCAAAUCUUCCCCUGCCAUUUGGAUAGUACUUCGAUGACUAUUGCAGUUUGUCCGUAAUAUGUAAUGUUGUAAAUAAUAAUUAGUAGACUCUUUCAGAAGAAGUGUUGCUUGUUGAAGAUCUAACAAUGACUCAUUAUACGCUCUGCAGUCUGCAAUAAAAAAAAAAACAACGCACAAACAUACGUGUUGCUGUUGUCAAGAGAGCAUUGAUUUUUUCAAAGCCAAAAUUGAAGAAGACACUUCUUAUAUUUCGAAAUGUCCAGAAACUAGAUAUGCACGAUUUUGACUGAUGAUGACCUUCUACUAUAUCUGUCUAGUAAUACCAUAGUUCCAUCACUGUUGAACUUCUACGGUUCCAGGGUGGAAGUGGCCUUUGAAUUUCCCUAUUGAGACUGAAUUAACACCAUUCGGAGGUUUCUGCAAAGACCAAAACGGAUCGUUUGAUUGUGCUGGAUUCGGGCUAUACGGCGGUAGUCAAGGACGUAUAUGAUUUGACAUUUUCAUGGUGACAAAUGACGCCUUUUAUAUUCUCUAC